GAGCGACUGAGCCGGUUCUGCUGCAGUGAGUUCAGGAGAGUCUGUGCGAGUCGGCAUCCUCUUUCUAAGACGAACGGUUCUUAGAAAGGUCCUAAAAGAAGAAGUUGAACGAAUAACGACAUCAGAUGUUAUUUCACUUUGUAUUAGUUCACGGCGAGAGUAAAAGUAAAGCUUUAGGGUCCUGGGUGGCCGCUGUAUUAACUGAUGAGGAGGUAGCAGGGACCUUUUUAUUCAAGCCAAGUGAAUGAAAGUAAGACAUUUCGGUCCUUCACCCGAGAUUACCCGAAUUUUUCGCCCACUUUUUCUAAUAGUCAUGACGUCACAAAGGAAAUCACCUGAUCAAAAAAGACCCCGUAGAAGCUUAUCUACCAGCAAAACUACAAAAAACCAAUCUCAUUCGAUUACUUCGUAUUUUAGCAGUGCACCACCUGCUAAACUUGCAUGUUCAAUUUGUCAUAAAAUGGUGCCCAGGUAUGACCUAAUCCGGCACCUUGAUGAGUUUUGUGAUAACAAUGGUGAAGUCGUUCAAGUUGAGCCUGCUCGGGCUGGUUUAAUGAAUCCAACUGUGCCUAGGUCAGAUGUACCCAGUAUUCCUUUAGAAGAAGUGACACCUCAGAAAUUGUCACCACCAAAGAGAAGUUUAAUCCCUGUCCAGUGUGGUUCAAAACUGGGCAUGCAACAGCAGACCAGUCCCUACUUUAAAGAUGCCUUGGUGUGCAAAAAUAAAAAUGAGCAUGCAAAUCAGAGUGUGGAAAUUAUGCCUUUGGGAAGUCUGUCAUCGAAAUUGUCCAGAAGAUAUGUAAAAGCUAAAAAAUCACUCGCCAAAAAUGAGGGACUAGCCAGUCAUUGCCCACAGACUUCUCCAUCCACACACGACACCAGCCUGGUUGAUAACUGUUCAGAGAUGGAAGACAAAGAUGAGAUUUUGUACAGUUCCCAAAAGGAAAACAUGUAUUCAUGUGCACCUCUAAAGGAAGAGAAUGCUUCAGAACAGAAGGUAAAGAGCAGUAAAAUAAUGGGAGAUGAAAGUCAGAAAGCUUCCUGCGGGGAGCCAGCACUCACCCCUGCAUCCUCAGAGCAUGCCCCCAUAUCACUGUCCUCAGAUUUAACUCUCGACAAUAACAUGAAAUCCUCUUUGGGAGACACUCUUGUAAAGCAAGAAGGUGCCAGAACAGUAGGGGUCGGGGCCGCCGAGCCAUGCAGUCAGGAAGAAGUACAGAUGACUGUUGAUGCUGAGGUCAAAAUGCUGGUGUCGGGAGAGGCAGGAUCCAACACUCCAGCCACCAAGGACCACAUGUCUCCAUGGAGUAACAACCGAGAGCUUAGGGAAGCUGGCAGUUCCUUAAAGAGACAAAGGGCUUGCAGCCCUCUGGAGCAGGGGUCCAGCUGUGGUGUUCCCAGUGAGACAGCUCAAGCCUCACUGAGUCACCCAUACUACCUGAGGAGCUUCCUGCUGGUGCUGCGGGCCAUCCUUGAGAACGAAGAGGAUAUGCAGCUCUUCGAUGACCAGGAGAAGGGGAUUAUAACUAAAUUUUACCAGUUGUCAGCUAAUGGUCAGAAGUUGUAUGUGAGGCUCUUUCAACGUAAAUUAACCUGGAUUAAAAUGACUAAACUGGAGUAUGAAGAGAUUGCCUUGGACUUAAGCCCUGUGGUUGAGGAAUUGAAGGACUCGGGCUUUCUACAGACAGAAUCUGAGUUGCAAGAACUCUCCGAUGUACUUGAACUCCUUUCUGCUCCUGAGCUGAAAGCCCUGGCCAAAACCUUCCACUUGGUGAGUCCCGGUGGGCAGAAGCAGCAGCUGGUAGAUGCCUUUCUCAAACUGGCCAGACAGCGUUCAGUCUGCACUUGGGGCAAGACUCAGCCUGGAGUCAGAGCAGUGAUUUUAAAAAGAGCUAAAGACCUGGCCGGCCGGUCCCUUCGGGUCUGUAAAGGCCCUAGGGCUGUGUUUUCCCGAAUCUUGCUUCUGUUCUCGUUGACCGAUUCCAUGGAAGAUGAAGAAGCUGCCUGUGGGGGUCAAGGUCAGCUGUCUACCGUGCUGUUGGUCAAUCUGGGCCGAAUGGAGUUUCCUCAGUACACCAUCAGCCGGAAGACCCAGAUCUUCAGGGACAGAGAGGAUCUCAUCAGAUAUGCAGCAGCUGCACACAUGCUGAGCGACAUCUCAGCUGCCAUGGCCAGUGGGAACUGGGAAGAAGCUAAGGAGCUUUCUCAGAGUGCAAAAAGAGACUGGGACCAAUUGAAAAGCCACCCUUCCCUGAGAUACCACGAGGCCUUGCCACUCUUUCUGCGCUGCUUUACUGUCGGGUGGAUUUACACAAGGAUUUCCUCUCGGGCUGUUGAAGUCCUAGAGAGACUUCACAUGUACGAGGAAGCUGUUCAGGAACUUGAAAAUCUUUUGUCUCAGAAAACCUAUUGUCUGGAUAGCAGAGGCCGCUGGUGGGAUCGCCUGGCUCUUAACCUGCACCAGCACCUGAAGCAGCUGGAAGAGGCAAUUAGGUGCAUCAGGGAAGGCCUGGCAGAUCCACAUGUGAGGACCGGACACCGACUUUCUCUUUAUCAGCGAGCCGUGCGUCUUCGAGAGUCUCCGAGCUGCAAAAAGUACAAGCACCUCUUGAGUCGGCUGCCAGAAGUUGCCGUGGGAGACGUUAAGCACGUGACCAUCACGGGCAGGCUGUGCCCACAGCAUGGGAUGGGCAAGUCUGUGUUUGUCAUUGAGGGCGGAGACCCGACCAACCCCACCACAGUCCUGUGUUCUGUGGAGGAACUGGCGCUGGAUUAUUACAGGCAAAGCGGCUUUGACCAAGGGAUUCACGGAGAAGGAUCCACCUUCAGCACCCUGUGUGGCCUCCUGCUGUGGGAUAUCAUCUUCAUGGAUGGAAUACCAGAUGUCUUCAGAAAUGCCUACCAGGCCUCCCCCCUGGAUUUGCUCACGGACAGCUUCUUCUCAAGCAGGGAGCAGGCCCUGGAAGCCAGGCUGCAGCUGAUCCACAGCGCCCCUGCCGAGAGUCUGCGGGCCUGGGUGACCGAAGCAUGGCAGGCCCAGCAAGGCAGAGUGGCUUCUCUGGUCAGCUGGGACCGCUUCACCUCCCUGCAGCAAGCUCAGGAUCUUGUCUCCUGCCUCGGGGGCCCUGUCCUCAGUGGUGUGUGCAGGCGCCUGGCUGCUGACUUUCGGCACUGCCGAGGGGGCCUCCCUGACUUGGUUGUGUGGAAUUCUCAGAGGCUCCAUUGCAAGCUGGUGGAAGUUAAAGGCCCCAGUGAUCGCCUUUCAUGUAAGCAGAUGAUCUGGCUGGACGAACUACAGAAGCUGGGGGCGGAUGUAGAAGUGUGCCACGUGGUUGCAGUUGGUGCUAAGAGCAAAGGUCUUGGCUGAAAGAUGUCACACUGGGGACAUCUGGCCAUUCACUGGGACAAGAUCAUCAAAAGGAGAAAGCUGUUUGCAUUGUCUCCACUUUGACUUGUCCUGACACCUGAGAUUGGAGUGACUCAUCCUGGUACAGUUUCUGUGUGUCACAAAACUUGGCCUCUGCUGGAGAACUCUGAAUCCACUGUAGGUGGGUGGACUGAUAAAAAUAUAGAAGUCUGCAUGGACGCUGUAGGAGCUGAAUGCUUCCAUGCUGUUAAGUUUUUUUUUUUUUGGUUUUUUUUUUAAGGUGAUCACUGGGGCCAGAGAGAAAAUGAACAUGAUGAACUUAGUUGACACUUUAGGUUUUUUAAAAAAAAAGAAAUACAGCCGGGCAGUGGUGGC
Arvicanthis niloticus (Nile rat) is the source of this 3742-nucleotide messenger RNA. NCBI's taxonomy places the organism in Eukaryota, Metazoa, Chordata, Mammalia, Rodentia, Muridae. The record is from RefSeq and is a predicted model, not a curated record.